Molecule: messenger RNA, 3689 nt
Organism: Anolis carolinensis (green anole)
Lineage: Eukaryota; Metazoa; Chordata; Lepidosauria; Squamata; Anolidae
Product: zinc finger protein 420-like
Exons: 1
Coding region: 1751-3364 (537 amino acids)
Source: RefSeq, a predicted model, not a curated record
CCUCCUCUCUCUCCUCUGCCUCCUCCUCCUCCUCCUCUUCGGUCGGGUGUCCAGGGCCAGGAGCUUCCUUGAGGAAGGAAACAAGGCUGCAGUGGAGGGAGGGAAGCUCAUGCUUUUCUGCCGUGGAUGCGCUGAGGAAGAAGUGCCCGGCUCAUCCUCCUUGUCAGUUUCAGCGAAGCAUGAGGACCUCUUCGCCCUCACUCAAGUGCAGCCUUGUUCCCUCAGGGAGGCACCCUCUUUCGUUCAGUCACAAGGACAAGGACUGCAAACGGUGACAGCUGCCUCUCAGCAACACCCGCCUCCCUCCUUCCCUCCCUCACCCGAGUAUAAGCCAAGGGGGGCUUUUGCAGCAUUAAAAACAUGCUGAAAAGCCGGCUUAUACUUGAGUAAUUGUUUGUAGUUCCAUCGCUACCAUUAGAAACCUUCCUUCUGUAUCUGUCUUAACCAUUUGCAGGUGCCAGAGUUUGGGGAGAUAGAAUACCAGGCCCUUUCUUUUGGAAGUUCCCACGGAAGCCCAUUCUUCUCCCAGUCGUUUUUGUUUUCAGCCGUACAGAAUCAAGGGAUAACUUUUCAGGCCCUUGACGGUUCUUCCCAAAGGCAUCCAAGGAAGACCUUUUCUCUCCGUGGCCUCCAGUUUUCUUCGGAUUUCCCCUGGAUGGAGGAAAAAGAAGGAAAGGGGGAAGUGGGCAAAGGUGAAGGGAGUCGGCAGGAAGGAGGCUUUGUGGCUGGAGCUGUGCCUGUCUUUGCAUCUCAUCAUGGGGUCUACAGAGGGAAUGCAUGAGUGCCUGAAUGGAACUUAGUUCAGCAUGGACUCAAUUUGUGAACGUGGUUGUGAAUUAGCCAGUUGGGAAGGCAGGUCCUUCUUAGUUUGGAAGAUUCAUUUGGGAAAUGUGGCCGGAGUGACCCUUUGAGAUGCUGAGGAAGCAGAGUUGGGGGUCCCUGUGGCAGGGGAGAUAAUGACACAACCAAUAAAGAAAUCCUUGUUCCUUUGAGCAUUUAGCACAAUACUGGUAAUUCACAGAAAUCCAUGAUCCAGAAUAUGUUACACCCUUGAAUGUUGGGAGGAAUUCUGACCCAAUGAAAUGGGUGUGUCCCUCCAAUAUGGGGAAAAGGUUCAGUUCCCUCCUUCUGUGAUUCCUUCCUUCUCUUAUCCUCUCCUUCUGUGUUUCCUCCCUUCCAUCUUUCCUUUCUUCUUUCCUUUUUCGCCUUGUUUGCCUUGAGCCUGAGAUAUGCGGCUUCAUGUCUAACCUUUUGCUUCUUCUUUUUUGACCAGGACGUGAGAGUUCUCUGGAGCCACCCCUGCCGUGAUGGGAAACGAACCAGCUUCUAGUCGAUAUUAAGGAUUUUGGAAACCAAGUGUAGUAAGGAAACCAGUCCUCUAGGAAAAAGGAUUCCUCUCAAGGGGCUGAUCCUGCUGAAUCCCUACAUUCACUUUGGAUUCUAGAGUAGAACCAUAGAGUCGGAAGAGACUGCAUGAGGCACCCAGUCCAGGCCUCUGCCGUGCAGGAAAACCGCAAAGUACCCCUGACAGAUGAGCAUCUAGUCUCUGUUUAAAGGAUUCCAAAGGAGCAUCCACUGCAUUUUGAGGCAGAGAGUUCCACUGCUGAACAGCUCUAACAGUCAGGAAGUUCUUAAUGUUCAGGAAGAAUCCACUUUCCUGUAAUUUGAACCCACUGCUGUGAGUAAUCAGAAAGGGAAAAACGAGAAUCAAGUGUCCUUAUUAGAAUUAAAUAUACAUAACACUGCUGACAUGGAGAAGAAAGCAUAUAAAUGUAUCGAAAGUGGAAAGAGCUUUAGUCAGCAUGGAAAGCUGAAGGCACAUCAAAGGACUCACACUGGGGAGAAACCCUAUAACUGCCUGGAGUGUGGACAGAGCUUUGCUGAUAGUUCAACUCUACGUAAACAUCAAAGGACUCACACUGGGGAGAAACCCUAUAAAUGCCUGGAGUGUGGACAGAGCUUCUCUCGUAAUUCACAUCUACAUAGACAUCAAAGGACUCACACUGGGGAGAAACCCUAUAAAUGCCUGGAGUGUGGACAGAGCUUUGCUCAGAGGGGAAACCUAAAUUCACAUCAAAGGACUCACACUGGGGAGAAACCCUAUACAUGCCUGGAGUGUGGACAGAGCUUUGCUCGUAGUUCAGGACUACGUUCACAUCAAAGGACUCACACUGGGGAGAAAUCCUAUAACUGCCUGGAGUGUGGACAGAGCUUCGCUCACAGUUCAGCUUUACAUAGACAUCAAAGGACUCACACUGGGGAGAAACCCUAUCACUGCCUGGAGUGUGGACAGAGCUUUGCUUGUAGUUCAGGACUACGUUCACAUCAAAGGACUCACACUGGGGAGAAACCCUAUGAAUGCCUGGAGUGUGGACAGAGCUUUGCUCGUAGUUCAGCUCUACGUAGACAUCAAAGGAUUCACACUGGGGAGAAACCCUAUGAAUGCCUGGAGUGUGGACAGAGCUUCGCUCAUAGUUCAGCUCUACGUUCCCAUCAAAGGACUCACACUGGGGAGAAACCCUAUGAAUGCCUGGAGUGUGGACAGACCUUCGCUCAGAUUUCAACUUUACAUUCACAUCAAAGAACUCACACUGGGGAGAAACCCUUUAAAUGCCUGGAGUGUGGACAGAGCUGCACUCACAGUUCAGACUUACGUUCACAUCAAAGGACUCACACUGGGGAGAAACCCUAUGAAUGCCUGGAGUGUGGACAGAGCUUUGCUCGUAGUUCAGGACUACGUUCACAUCAAAGGACUCACACUGGGGAGAAAUCCUAUAACUGCCUGGAGUGUGGACAGAGCUUCGCUCACAGUUCAACUUUACAUAGACAUCAAAGGACUCACACUGGGGAGAAACCCUAUCACUGCCUGGAGUGUGGACAGAGCUUUACUCAGAAGGGAUGCUUACGUUCCCAUCAAAGGACUCACACUGGGGAGAAACCCUAUGAAUGCCUGGAGUGUGGACAGAGCUUUGCUUGUAGUUCAGGACUACGUUCACAUCAAAGGACUCACACUGGGGAGAAACCCUAUAUAUGCCUGGAGUGUGGACAGAGCUUUGCUUGGAGGGGAAACCUAAAUUCACAUCAAAGGACUCACAUUGGGGAGAAACCCUAUAAAUGCCUGGAGUGUGGACAGAGCUUCGCUCAUAGUUCAGCUCUACGUUCCCAUCAAAGGACUCACACUGGGGAGAAACCCUAUAACUGCCUGGAGUGUGGACAGAGCUUUGCUCGUAGUUCAGGACUACGUUCACAUCAAAGGACUCACACUGGGGAGAAACCCUAUAUAUGCCUGGAGUGUGGACAGAGCUUUGCUCGGAGGGGAAACCUAAAUUCACAUCAAAGGACUCACAUUGGGGAGAAACCGUAGAAAUGCCUGGAAUGUGGACAGAGAUUUUCACGGAAUGACAUUAGACAUAAACAUCAUGGAAUUCACCCUGGAGAGAAUGGUGUUAAUUGACCCCAGGGUGUCAUUCAAACAUGUACAAAAGCAACGUUUGCAAAUUUUGGAAAUGCGAGCUCAAAGUUGGGACUUUUCUUGCACUGGCAAGAGUAUGGAAAGGAAAGAGAACUCCAACAAUAGAAGAAUGGAUUUUAAAAGUACUUGACAUUAUACAAAUGGACAAUCUAACGCAAAAUAUAAGAGAUGGGAAAAAUAAAACGGACUGGACAAACUUUACAGAAUUUAUGAGAAA